UCUAACAGCUGCUGACUGAUAAUUUUAAAUAAAAAUAAAUUGUUUAUGUCAACAAACACUAUAAUUAUAUUAACAAUAAUUAUUAAGUAUUUGAUUUGAAAAUUAAAAUUGCAAUAAUAAAUAAAAAUGAAUAAUUAUAAAGCAUCAGUUGAUAAAUUGUUAGAAGAAGACGACGAAAUUUUUGAAUUUAUUGAUAAAGAAAGUAUUUGUACGACAUGUAAAUUAGAAGUUGAUAAUAAUAAUUCUGAAAAUGUUGUAGUGAAACAAGAAAAUUCAGUUCAUUUUGAAGACAACAUUUAUUCACAAUCAUUAGAAAAUUUUGAAAAAUCUCAUGAACUCAUGAGAGCUACACGAUCAUUUUCAAGAAUAAGUUUGGACAAUCUUGAUUCAGAAUUCGCUGAUAUAAAUAAUGAAGAACAUCAGAUCAGUCAUCAAAGUCAUCAAAUUAAUACAAAUAAUAUUAAUAAUAAUAAUGAUAAAGUUAAUGAAGACAAUUUUACUUUCAAUGAUACUCCUAGCUUUGUGUGUACAGGUGUUGAUAAAGCACUAAAACAAUUAGAACAAGACCAAGAACAUCUGAACGAAAUACAAAAUAUACCUGAACCUUUACGAAAAAAAAUCACAUCACAUAUUGUCGGAAACGUGAAUGGUAACAAAAAAACUUUACAUGACAAAGAAACGCAAACAGAUUUGACAGAAAAACAAAACGAAACUGAUAAUCUUUGGUUUGAUAACGAAUUCCCAUCCGAAAAAGAGUUAGAAAAACUUGAUCAUUUGAUUACUGAGGUUACAAAUGGAGAUGUAGGUAAAAAUAAUAAAAGAAAAUAUGAUAAUGAAGAUAAUAUUGAUAGCAACAAUAAAAGAAUAAAGAGUAAAACAAGAGAAUUUGAUAAAACUGUUAACGAUUCCAUGGUCUCAGUUGUUUUAAAUCGACAAAAUAAAUUAUUUGAAUUAUCCAAUGAUUUAUAUCAAUAUAGUGAAUAUUUAAAUCAAAUGAGAACAGCUUUGUCUAAAAAAGAAUCAUCUACCAAUAUUGAAAUUCCAACUCCUCCAGUAUUAGUGGGUUAUGACAAUCAAUUUGAUUUUAAAACUGAAAAACGAUAUGUUAAACUUCCAAUUAGAAUUGAAAGUUAUGGCAAUAAUAAUAGUAGUACUGGCAAUAAAUUAAACUCAAUUAACAUCAAAUCUAAGAUUUAUUCACAAAAAACAGAAAUUUCAAAUCGAGGAGCUAUGAAAAACAAUCCAUAUUCAAGAAACAUAAAUAAUUCAGCUAAAAAUAAUUAUAGUAAAAUAAAUGAUCAAGUAAAUUCUACAAAAAAAAAUCAACGACAAUCUACAAUUAAAGAAGCUUUUGCAAUUCAUAAAGAUAAUCAUAAGAAACCGUUAAAUGAUUAUAAAAAUAUUAAUAAUAUCGCUAAUAAUAUAAAAAUUAACGUUAAUAAAAAUAUUAACGGUCUAGAAAAAAAUCAAAAUGAUAAAAUGAAUAAUGAUAACUUAAGUGAUUCAGCAUCAAUGUACCAAUUUAAUCCACUUGGUCGUAAUAUUAUCGUUAAAAAAUAACUAUAAUAAUUAUAAUAAUUAAUUUAAUAUUAUUAUAAAAACUUCUUUAUACUUUUUUAAAUUUAUGUAUUUUAUCAUUAUUAUUUUCAUCAUUGCUUUGAAAAUUUUAAUAAUUAUUUUAAUCAGAAUAUUUUUUUUAGUAUGUUUUUAAAUUUUUCCACACAAUUGUAUAACAGUUUUGUUCUUUUUUAUUGUCUGCUGGUAACCGAAAAUAGAGAACCAACAAUAACACGUGCGUAUAUUAAGUUGUUUAUCAGCUGUUUUUACGUAUAAAGUAUCAUAUAAUAAUUUACAUUGUAUUUAUCCAUUUAAUGUUGUAAAUUAAUUCAACAUAACCGCAUCUAAAAAUGUAAUUAUAAAAAUCAAUUGAUAGAAUUUAAUAAAUCAAUAUUCUUUAAUGUU
Molecule: messenger RNA, 1962 nt
Organism: Microplitis demolitor
Lineage: Eukaryota; Metazoa; Arthropoda; Insecta; Hymenoptera; Braconidae
Product: probable serine/threonine-protein kinase clkA
Exons: 3
Coding region: 127-1560 (477 amino acids)
Source: RefSeq, a predicted model, not a curated record